CAGUCCUCAGGGUUUGACUUUUUCCUGGGAUCAAGGCACCCCUGCUGGGGAGCUCCUCAAUGUGGCAUGGGGUGAUGUAUGCUUCAUGUAACAGUUAGAUGGUCAAAUAGUUAGAUGCUCAACACUAACUCUGCUUGGUGGUUCCUGAGCUUGAUCAGUUGACCAGACUUUGUGUCUGCCAAAGCAAGAGAAGCUAACAAAUGCAAUAGCGAAGUGGAUAGCUACAGACUGCAGGCCGAUAAGUGUAGUGGAAGACGUCGGUCUGAGAAACACUCAACUUUACAACGUGCACCCGCUGUGGCUCUAACUGGGGACUACUGGACAUCACUCUGUAACCAUAACUACCUCGGAGUUACAGCGCAUUAUAUUGAUGAAAAGUGGGUGCUGCAUUCACAUGCUCUGACUGUAAUGAAAACGGACGAGAGACAUUAUGCUGAAACGUGCGCGGGACACUUUAUUGAAGUUGCACAGCAGUGGAAUGUGUCAAAUAAAGUCACCACACUUAGCACAGAUAGUGCACGAAAUAUGAUCGCUGCUGCGAGACAUCUGCCUUUUGAUCAUGUCCCCUGCUUUGCGCACAGUCUCCAGCGUUCUGUCACAGUAUCUCUGCAUAACAGUGCGUUUGACAAUGUCCUGGCCAAGUGCAGAAAAAUUGUGGGGCAUUUUAAACACAGUCCUGCAAGUGCAGCAGAAUUAGAGCAACAACAAGUUGAACAUGGACAGAAGAAGUAGUAACAAACACCAAGAUUGCCAUGCCAACUACAGCUGAAAUGGACAAACUGCAGAGGUUGGAAACGCUACUGGAGCCUUGCAGGUAUUUGACUGAACUUUUGGGAGGCGACAAGUAUGUCUCAUGCUCUGUGGCCCUGCCUGCUUUUUGUCAUCUCUCUCGGUUGAUGGAGAGCUCAGAUAAUGACCCUGCCUACGUGACCACGUUCAAGUCUACAUUCAGAAAAGACCUGGAGACACGCAAGGGAAAUGCCAGCAUUGCAUAUCUGAUGAUUGCUACUGCAUUGGACCCUAGAUUCAAGGACCUCAAGUGCAUACCCAGAGCUGAGAGAAGUGAGGUGUGGGCCUCAGUCACCAACUUAGUCAAGGAACAGAGGGUUAUUGCAGAGAAACCUAUGGAAGAAAACACCUCAGAGCCACCAAAGAAAAAGUUAACCCUAUUGGCUGCUUCAUCUGAGUCUGAUUCUGAACAGGAAGAAGACUCAAUUGAGGACAGUGUGCGUCGAUACAGAGCAGGGCCCGCCAUCAGUUCAGAUUCCUGUCCAUUAGAGUGGUGGUCCAAACAUGCAGGCUCACACAGCCGGCUGGCCCCCUAUGCACAGAAGUACUUGGCCACACCUGCAACCUCCGUCCCCUGUGAAAGGUUGUUUUCUCUUGCUGGUCAAAUUGUACAGAAGAAGAGAGCAUCUUUAUCAUCUGAAAAUGUAAAUAAUCUUGUGUGCCUUAGCAACUGGCUUAGUGCAGAGGAGUAAAAAACCAUUAAGUUUUAGGAAUCUACAAACUGCACUGAAAGGGUUUUCUGGUUCUUUUUUGACCAAAGGAAAUCCAGUGUAAACAUGGACUUUUCAGACUAGUCCCCUGCAAGUAAAUCCCAGCAGUGAAUUUUUUUGUGCUUCACCUCACUCUAACAGGGAUAUUUGGUACUGAACAUAGACUGGUUAUGCUGCUCCCUGAUAAAAGAAAAAUAUUUCUGCUGUUACCUCAGAAAUUGACUGUUUUAAUGUUAUGAAUGUGGCUCAGGAUUUUGUGGGCAGUUUUUUUCUGCUACCAUUUAAAACAUGCUGAUAUGUUGUGUGUUUAAAAAGUGUUUGCACAACAAAUGUUAUGGCACUUUCGUUCAUAUGGCAGAACAUUUAAAAUAAAAGUGCGCUAUACACUACUUUUGAAUUCAUUAUUGGAUUUUGUGUAUAAAA
Molecule: messenger RNA, 1922 nt
Organism: Scophthalmus maximus (turbot)
Lineage: Eukaryota; Metazoa; Chordata; Actinopteri; Pleuronectiformes; Scophthalmidae
Exons: 3
Coding region: 753-1481 (242 amino acids)
Molecular function (GO): protein dimerization activity
Source: RefSeq, a predicted model, not a curated record